Molecule: messenger RNA, 2325 nt
Organism: Closterium sp. Yama58-4
Lineage: Eukaryota; Viridiplantae; Streptophyta; Zygnematophyceae; Desmidiales; Closteriaceae
Source: the annotation of a GenBank genome assembly
AUGCUGAACCUGGACCUGAUGACCAACAACCCGCGCAUUGCACAGCUGCAGGGCCGCCUCAAGGUCAGCCAGGCCGCCGUCUCUCACAUCGCCCGCAGCUACCAUGAGCUGGACGCCGCUAGAGAGGAGGCUGAUGAGUGGAAGAGGCGCUUAGAUGCUGCUAGGGAGGAGGCGGAUGAGUGCAGGCGGAGGUUGGGUGAGGUGGAGGCGGAGUGGCGGGGGAAGGUGGCGGAAGCAGAGGAUGAGAAGGAGGUGUACAGAGAGCGGAUGGUGGAGUUCCAGCAGUACUGGCGGGAAUCGAAGCGGGCUGCUGAGGAGUGGGAGGCUGCUGCUGAUGAGGAGAGGGAGAAGGCGGAUGAGGAGAGGGAGAAGGUGGAGGGGUUGGAGAGGGAGGUGAGGGAGGAGAGGGAGAAGGUGAAGAGCUUGCUGCGCGCUGUGGUGGAGAAGGAGGAGAGGCUGUGUGCGUUUGCUGCUGAGAGUGAGCAGCAGAUGAGGGGGUUGAGAGAGGAGGUGGAGGAGUUGAGAGAGGUGGUGAGGGAGAAGGAGGAGGAGAUGGAGGGGGUAAGGCGGGACUGGCAGCAGGUGUUGGUUGGGUGGGAGGAGGAGGAGGAGGAGAGGAAGAGCGGGCAUGAGAGGGAGAAAGGGCGGCUGGAGGAGCAGCUGGAGAGAGCGAGGGAGAGGGAGGGAGAGUUACAAGAGGAGGUGGAGCGGGGGAGGGAGGAGGUGAGCAAGCUGAAUGUGAUUGAGGUGGUGGAGCGAGCAGCAGGGGAGAUGGAGCGAGUUUGUAAGGCGUUGGGGGAGGAGCUGGAUGCGGUGGAGAGGGAUAGGGCGUGGUGGCGACAAGUGGGGGAUGCGCUGUGGUGUGCGGGGGAGAGCAAAGAGAGCAGGGAGCAAGGUGGGGACGUGAAUGCAGGUACAGGUGGCAGUGCGAGUGUUGGUGCGGACAAGGGAGGGGAUGCAGGCAUGGUGGCGCAGCAGCUGUUGAGGUGCUCCCAGGCCUUGAAACGGGUGAGUGAUGCUGGCAUGGCAGGAAAAGCAGGUGGGGACAGGGGCCAGGAAGGAGUAGAUUUGGCAGAGCGGUUGGAAGGGAUAGAGAGGAGUGAAGAGAGGGUGGAGAGGGAGAGGCAGGAGUGGGAUGCAGCCGCUCUGACAGCAGAAAGCCAGCAGCACCGGCUGAGUCAACUCAGAGAAACGCUGACUCAGCAGCUGCGCUCCGUGUCGACAGCUGUCAGCCAGCUGAGGAAGCGCCGGCGCGAGCUGGCUUGCGAGGCGGCAUGCCAGCUGGGCAGGGCUGGUGACGUGGCAGGGGCGGCAGUGGGGAGUGUGGUGUGGGAGGGUGUACACGUGGCAGUGUUGGAGGAAGCUCAGGUGGAAGAGGAGAAUGGGGCCGCGCAAGGAAGCGGCAACGCAAGGAAAGCGGCACCAGCGGCUGUGACGACGGAGCAGGAGGAGGUUGUUGCAGUGACGAGAGCGCUGGGGUGCUGUGAGCUGCAACUGGUGGUGGCGAGUGAAGCGCUGCUGCAGGGCGAGGGGUGGGGCGAGGCAGUGAGCAGAGAGUUGGUGCGAGAGAGGCGGCGGAGGGAGGAGGAGGAGUGGAGUGAGAUGCUGGAGGAGCGACGGCGCGUGGCUGAGGCAGCAGCGAGGGAAAGGGAGGAGCUGGUGGAGGCACGGGAGAGGCUGCAGGGGGAGGUGGAGGAGGCGCGGAGGAGGGUGGGGGAGUUGGAGGAGCAAGUGGGCGUGAAGGGCGUGGAGGUGAGGGUGAAGAGUGAGGAGGUGCGGCAGUUGCAGGGAGCGGUGGGUGUGCUGCGAGAGAAGGAGAAGGUGCUUCGCGUGCAGGUGAACGGGCUGCAGGGGCAGGUGGGGGGAAUGCAUGGGCAUAUCGAGGAGUUACACGGGCAGGUUGAGGAGUUGCAAGGGCAGGUGAACGGACUGCAGGGGCAGGUUAAGGGGUUACAGGGGCAGGUGGAGGAGUGGCAAGGGGAGGCACGCCGGUUGCAUCAGCAGGUGCAGGCAGGGCAGCAGGCGGUGGUGAGGGAGCAGCAGCAUGGAGACGAGAGGGUGAGAGCCGUGCUGCAGACGCUAGAGGACACCAGAACGGCGGCUGCCAGUGCUGCUGCUCGUGCCGCUGCUGCCCUGGCGGAACGGGAGAGGCAGGCUGGAGAGGAGAGGGAGCGGUGGCGGCAGGAGGUGGGUCGCAUGGAAGGGGAGGUGGCGCGGGUGGGGAGGGAGGUGGAGCGGGUGAUGGGGGAGAGGGAUGGGGCAGAGAGGGAGAGGGAGGGAGAGGAGGAGGAGGGGGGCAGCGGAGGAGAAGUUGAAGGAGAUUGA